Messenger RNA from Anastrepha obliqua, 1498 nucleotides. RefSeq names its product acetyl-CoA acetyltransferase, mitochondrial. Gene Ontology annotation, molecular function: acetyl-CoA C-acetyltransferase activity. The coding region runs from base 1 to 1470 and encodes 489 amino acids. NCBI's taxonomy places the organism in Eukaryota, Metazoa, Arthropoda, Insecta, Diptera, Tephritidae. Gene Ontology annotation, biological process: fatty acid beta-oxidation. The transcript is spliced from 3 exons. The record is from RefSeq and is a predicted model, not a curated record.
AUGCACAGAUUUCGUCGAAAAUUGGUGAAAAAAUUACAUUCCAUUGUGACACGGUGCCUCACCGAUAUCCGUCGCAAUGAUCCCAACGCUGUGAUGAUUGCGUCGGCAGUACGUACUCCUAUUACCGGCUUCACUGGACAACAUCUGCCAUUCCCUGCAACUCAAUUGGGCGCUGUGGCUAUUGAUGCUGCACUCAAACAAUCCGCCGUACCUCCUAAUGCCGUGCAACAAGUAUACUUUGGUAAUGUCUUAACGGCCGGCACUGGUCAAGCGCCAGCGCGUCAAGCCACACUUUUAGCCGGUUUGUCAAAGCAUGUCUGCUGCACAACGGUGAGUGCGUCCAGUGUAACGGGAAUGAAAUCAAUUAUGUUUGCCUCUCAGGCAGUCAAAUUAGGACUGGCAGAUGCGGCAAUAGCUGGUGGCAUGGAAUGCUUGUCAAAUGUACCCUAUUAUAUGCCACGCACUUGCCUGCACUCGGGAGAUGUGAUUAUGCAAGAUGGGUUGGUUGCAGAUGGUAUGAUACAAAAUCCAGACAAAAGUCAAAAUAUGGCCUUAGACAUUACCAAAGACGAAUGCAUAAAGUAUAUAAAGGAAUCAUAUGGGCGUAUGCGCAGAGCUUAUAGCGUUGGUUUGUUCGAUUCAGAACUAGUGCCAUUACGGGCAAUGCAAGCAUCACGAUUGCCAAUUAUUGUGACCGAAGAUGAUUUGCGCCCAUUGCCUGAUACAUUGGCGGAGCAAGAGAACAACUACGGUUCCAUUUGCGGUGAUGGUGCAGCUGCUUUAGUGCUAACUACAAACGAAAUGGCGAGGCGGUGGAAUUUGAAACCCUUAGCCAGGAUAAUAGGGUACAAUGAAUCAAAAACAAAUGAAAUUUUAAUGGCACCUGCUUUGGCCAUCAAACGACUACUAGAACAAGUUAGCUGUACAAAAGAUGAUAUUUCGCUAUGGGAAAUUGAUGACUGUGUUUCUGCGGUGACUUUGGCUGCAAUGAAAGAGUUGGAAUUGAAUCCGGAAAAAGUGAAUGCACAUGGUGGUGCUAUGUGCAUGGGUAAUCCGAUAGCAAUGUCAGGCGCGCGUUUAGUAACACACUUAUCACAUGCUCUACAACCCGGUCAAAUAGGCUGUGCGGCAAUAACGGAUGGAAACGGAAGUGCAGCAGCACUUUUACUACAGAAAAUCUCAUACAAUACGGAGCACGCCAACAACAAGUUACCUGUACUGACCUUAUAUACCAAGGAUGACUGCACACUGUGUGACGAACUGGUUACAGAGCUGGAAAUGCAUUUCGAUGGACAAUAUGAGCUAGAAAAGGUUAAUAUUACGCAAAAGGAUAAUCUCCGUUUUCUAAGAUUGUACCGUCACGAUAUACCAGUGCUCUUCCUAAACGGGCAAUUUCUGUGUAUGCAUAAGCUAAAUGUAAAAUUGCUAGGACGUAAAAUGGAAAAGUUGGGGAUGAAGAGUAAAUUCUAGAAAUAUAUGCAACAAAUCAUUUACUUAA